AUGUAUCCAACCUUCUUCCGUAUGACACCAGACGAUCGGGUCCGUUUUGUAGCUAUUAUAAAAUUUUUGCAGCAUUUUGGGUGGAAUUGGGUUGGAAUAAUAACAACAGAGGACGGCAGUGGUGAUGAGGAGGCAAAAGAACUGAGUAAGAUGAUGAGAGAACACGGGAUCUGCACAGAGUUUAUCAUUACACUCAUUGCUAAAGAAGCAGAAAUGAUUCAGACAACGAGAAUCAUUAAUGAAUCAUCAGCUAAAAUAAUCAUAGUGUGUGGAACUUUCACAAUGUUCCUAGUUAAUAUUCUUCGUGAUAUACUCUCUAUUACAGAAUCAUUCACAUUUAUUUUGCCACCUACAUGGAAUAAGAUAUCUUGUAUGAAUUUCCAUGAGGACGCAUUAUUCAACUACAGCUUCAUUUUUAUUUGGCCACAACAAAAAGAAAUAAACACCAGUAAUUAUAAAAAUGGUGUCAACUUCUCCAGCUGCUUAAAUGACCCCAUAAUGCAAGAUCUUGGGUUUUUCUUCUUUCGCUGCCUUUCCCCAAGCAAAAUCAAAAAUGACAUUUUACAAUUUCUCUAUACAUUUUCUGUAGAACUUUGUACAGAUGUAAAUGAUGUUUCACCAUUUUUUGAUGGUUAUAGAGAUAUGACCGCCUAUGCAUACAAGGCUGUGUAUGUUCUGGCCAACGCUCUACAUGGAAUGGACAUGAAGAAAGAUAAAUUUGAACCAAAAGAAUUACAGCACAGAGAACUGUCCAUACUGAUCCAGCCGUUCGCCCGGUGCCAGAAGUGCCGGGCCUACCUAUUUGUCGCCAAGUCACUCGCCAAAGCUCCUCUGGAGUACAGGGUGAAUUAUGUCACAGGAGUCAUCACCACGGGGGAGGAAGCCACAUGGCCAGAGCCAUUCACGUCGGUGGCAAUAGUGGAAGCGGAGGUUCGGGACAUUGAGAUUAUUUUGGUUUCAUCCACCUUGACCCUGUGUGACAAGUACACAGGCCAAGACCACAUCGGAGACCACCACUUCUACAGCAAUCUCUAUGUGGUGUGCCUCUAUAUGAGCAGGGCCUGUUCCAGCCUCCCGCAGCCACGGUCGAGGCCUACCUUGCCGGACUGGCCAAGGGACCCUACAGCCAAACCCUGCGGUUACUUGCCAGCGGAGGAACUGAACUCGUCGGACUUUGAUUCUCUUUCCGACGAUGGUGACCUCCAUGAUGACAUGUUUGAGCCAAGGUUUCCAGAGACCCAGGGGUUUGGAGGAUUCCGUGCCCCCUACGCUACUCGGAGGAAGAAACUCUCCGGCCGGAGCGCAUUGCGUGGGUCUCAAGUUCCGUCAGUGGACAUCCCGCAAGUGACCUGGGGAGUUGGUUUGAGCGUUGCCACCGAGAGUGGAGCUGGGGUCGUCAAAUUUACAGCGACCGGGUCGUGCUUAAGUGCCCUGGGAGAGAAGACCAGAACUCUUAUUACUGUACAUGGUAAUGUGUCUAUUUCUGUCUUCUUUGAAAAGCUGCACAAAUAUGUGAGAAAUCUUAAUUACACCGACCCAACCGGAGGCAAGAUCUACUUUAAUGAGAGAAGAGAAGUUCCAACUGAUCUCAGGUUACAUAUGUGGCUUUUUUUAAAAGAUUAUUUUUGUGCCCAUCGUUUCAGAAUUUGCAAGAUUCUAAGCCCAGACUUUGUGCCUCAAACAUUUCCCAAUAUGAGUGAUCCCUUCUACUGGAAAAAAGGCAAACCUCCGGUAUCUCGAUGUUCAGAUCCCUGUAUACCCGGCAGCAGAAAAAAGUUUGGAUCUUCAAUUCACAAAUGCUGCUAUGAGUGCGUCUCAUGUCCAGAAGGAGAAAUCUCCAACAUUUCCGACAGUGAAAACUGCAUGAAAUGUCCUGAUGAUGAAUGGCCAAAUGAGAAGAAGGAUCGGUGUGUUCCAAGAGUGGUGGAAUUUCUCUCCUACACUGAUGAUCCCAUUGUUGGAGUAUUUUCAGCUGUCUCCAUCCUCUGUUGUCUUCUGACUGGUUUAAUAUUGGGGAUAUUUAUACAAUACCAGGACACCCCCAUUGUUAAAGCCAAUAACCGGGACCUGAGCUAUCUUCUCCUGGUCUCCAUCAUGCUGAGCUUCCUCUGUGUCUUCUUGUUCCUCGGCCAUCCAGUAGAUGUGACCUGCAUGCUGCGUGUCACCUCUUUUGGUGUCAUCUUCUCAGUUGCCGUCUCUUCUCUACUUGCCAAAAGUAUCAUGGUGUGUAUUGCUUUUAAAGCCACCAAACCUGGGAGUCCCUGGAGGAAAUGGAUGGGAGCCAAACUGCCCAAUUUUAUUAUUUGUGUCUUCUCAUUGGUCCAAGUCAUAAUCUGUGUCACUUGGUUGUCUAUUUCUCCCCCCUUCCAGGAUCGGGACACUCACUUUUAUCAGGGGAAGAUCAUCAUUCAGUGUAAUGAGGGUUCAGUUAUCGGCUUCUACUCUGUCCUGGGAUAUAUGGGGCUUCUGGCAGCUGUGAGUUUCAUUAUCGCUUUUUUAGCCAGGACAUUACCGGACAGUUUUAAUGAGGCCAAGUACAUCACCUUCAGCAUGCUGGUGUUCUGCAGUGUCUGGAUUGCCAUGAUCCCGGCCUAUCUGAGCACCAGAGGGAAAUACAUGGUGGCUGUGGAGGUUUUUGCUAUAAUAGCAUCAAGUUCUGGACUUCUUGGCUGUAUAUUUUUCCCAAAAUGUUACAUAAUUCUGUUCAGACCCGACCUGAAUACAAAAGCAGCUAUCCACUAAUAUGUAUGGAGCAACACUGGGUUACCAGUAGUUAUAGCAUUAUCUCUAUUGUUGCAUAUAAUGAGUUUUAUUUUGAAAUAAAAGAAAAGAGUCAGAGUACAGAAUACAACCAGGGUACAUGAGUACCGCACACAGACACAUAGUCAAAACCUGACAAUACGUACUCUGAAAAUAAGCAACUUUUUAUCUUAUAACAAAAGAUAGCACAGGGCACAUCACACCUAGGAUAUUGCCUGCUACUAACUAAUACUAAGAAGAAAAUUAGAGAGAAGGCAAAGAGAGAAAAAAGAGGAAAAACAAGGGAAGAAAGAGAAAUAUGUAUUGAGAAUGAACACUGCUAUACUGUAUAUGAAUAUUUCAUACUUACCUCUCUGGUGGACGGUGAGUUACAUUUUUGCUCUGGACACUGCUGGCAUCGGACACUUUGGGUUUGUUGGAAAGCUUGUCCCCUGCUGGGUGUAGUAGUUCCUCCCACCAGCCGUUCCAUUAAUACAGAACAAUGUAGUCACUUAGUGAGGAGGAACCACAGUGACCAGAGGAGGACAAAAUAUCCAAAAUAUCCUAAAUUGUCCGAUACCAGAGACACCCAUCACUCUUCCAGAGAGGGAAGAUUUCACUCACCACCUUCCCGGAAGAU
Rana temporaria (common frog) is the source of this 3379-nucleotide messenger RNA. Its product is annotated as vomeronasal type-2 receptor 116-like. The record is from RefSeq and is a predicted model, not a curated record. Gene Ontology annotation, molecular function: G protein-coupled receptor activity. The transcript has 7 exons. Gene Ontology annotation, biological process: G protein-coupled receptor signaling pathway. NCBI's taxonomy places the organism in Eukaryota, Metazoa, Chordata, Amphibia, Anura, Ranidae. Bases 1 to 2742 code for a protein of 913 amino acids. Gene Ontology annotation, cellular component: membrane.